CCACUUAAAGGCAGGAGGGAAGAGAGAGGAGGCGUGGAGAGAUAGAAGUGAGGAGAUGGGGAGUUGAGAGGAGUAGGGAGCUAAUGCGAGGAGGCGUGUGUAAAGUCAGCCAUCCGUCAAUAGGAGUUUUGUAUCAUCACCAGCAGGUCAAGUGGAGAUUAUGUCCAAACCCUCGUCCAACGUCAAGGCCCUGCAGGCUAAUCUGAACAUCCCGAUGGGAGCUCUGCGUCCAGGGGCGGGACAUCCUGUGAGGAGGAGAGAGGAGACGGGAGACACACAUGAGGCUCCCUCGCCGCCGGCUGAGCAGCCUGGGGAGGCGGCGCACACGCCGGAGGACAAAAAGAUGCUGUCGGGCGCCGUCAAGCUGCCGGGGCCGGCCGUGGACCUCUCGGAGCUGCAGAACGUCAAGAGCGAGCUACGAUGGGUCACCAAGGACUAGCACCUGUGCUGUUGGGCAAGGACCAGCGUCCAGGCGGCGAGCAGGACAGUACAGACUGGCCUGCUGCUAUGGAGAUGGUGUUUGGCAACAUCAGCAGCUUUGUGUGACAUGCUCAACACCUACGAACUGUCAAACAUCUCUAGAAUAAAUCAAAUCAUUGGUACAAAAUGCAGCAAUCUGAUGUCUAUGAAGUCCACCACCGCCAUCAUCAACGGCAAAGAGACGUUUUAGUAUCUCACAUUCUUUUAUGGUUCAUGUCUUGUACUGGUUUGGGUUUUUUUUUUUUGUCUUAUUGUGUGUUUCCGAUGAAAGUGGCAUCUGCAGGAACA
This is a messenger RNA of Doryrhamphus excisus (bluestripe pipefish), 768 nucleotides long. It is a transcript of the gene smpx, whose product is annotated as small muscle protein X-linked. The record is from RefSeq and is a predicted model, not a curated record. Lineage: Eukaryota; Metazoa; Chordata; Actinopteri; Syngnathiformes; Syngnathidae. Gene Ontology annotation, cellular component: M band; costamere; muscle tendon junction.